Orbicella faveolata is the source of this 2799-nucleotide messenger RNA. RefSeq names its product la-related protein 6-like. NCBI's taxonomy places the organism in Eukaryota, Metazoa, Cnidaria, Anthozoa, Scleractinia, Merulinidae. Gene Ontology annotation, cellular component: ribonucleoprotein complex; nucleus. The record is from RefSeq and is a predicted model, not a curated record. Gene Ontology annotation, molecular function: mRNA binding. Gene Ontology annotation, biological process: RNA processing.
CGAAACUAAUUAUCAAUCACUAGUUUCGUGCGAGAUUGCGAGGCGUUUGAAAGAUUCAUCUGACGGGCCAUCUGCCUUUUUCCUCUAUCCGUUAAGAUGGCUGACGAUCAGAGAGAAGAGUCUUUACAGGGAGUUGCCGAGAAAGUUGAUUCUUCGCCGAAGUUAUUGUUAAAUGGAGAGGUUUUCACUGCUUGUUCUGAUCAUGACGUUGCGGGUUCAUCUCAUUCGGAAGAUGAAGUCGAUCGCAAAUAUCACCACUCUCCCAUCGAUUCCCACUCUGACAAUGACGUUAAAGAUGGUGCUGGACCUUUUCAACCUCCCAGUGAGGAACUGGCUGAGAAAAUUGUCUCCCAAGUCGAGUUUUACCUUGGCGAUGAUAACCUCGCCAAAGAUGCUUUCUUACUGAAACAUGUCCGUCGUAACAGAGAGGGAUAUGUCAACUUGAAGCUUAUAACGUCGUUCAAAAAAGUGAAGACGCUAACAAAGGAUUACAGAGUAGUUGCGGAAGCCUUGGAAAAAUCGAAAGAACUUUCGAUGAAUUCAGAAAAGACGAAGGUAAGAAGGAAUGUGCCGCUUCCUUCAGAACUUCUCGAGCGUAAUCCGGGAAGAACUGUAGUUGUCACUCAUCUAGAAAACGCUACCAUGGAAAGCGUGAGCGAAAUCUUCUCCAAAUGUGGGGAGAUUGAAUUAAUUCGCAUCAUUCGCCCAGGGAAAGCAAUCCCUCUCGAUUUAAAGCCCUACUUUACCAAGCAUCCGGAGCUUGAAAAAGAAACAACGGCAGUUGUGGCUUUCGAAACCAUGGCGGCCGCUGCCCGUGCUUGCAGUGAAAUGUCGAAGGAGGGAGGCAUGAAAGUCGUGGAACUUGGCAAGCAAGGCGCCAAAAAGGAGAAGUCAAAAUCCAAGACGAAAUCUAAAGACAAGGGAAGCGAUGCUGGGCGAGAUUCUGACGAAGAACACGAUGACUCCACAAAGAAACGACGCAAUAGAAAGAAGAACAAGCGUGUACAAGAACUGAUGGGCAAGAACUCAGAUGAUAGUUUUUCAAGCUCAUGUUCUUCAGAUACAGAUAACUCUUAUUCAUCAUUCAGUACCUGUCGACGCCGGUAUAACAAUGGGGGUAACCACACUCCAGACAGGGCUGCUUCCCCCACUGGCACCCCCCGUCCCAUAGGUCGACGGUCACCCCAGAGCAGCCCAGAAUUGCCCAGGAAGCUGGCAAACAUUGUAGUGAAGGAGGGCAGUAACAGUGCUCCAAAUAGCCCAUGGUCGCAGCGCCGCAAGUUUGGAUCACCAAACAGCGGCCAUUCCCCUCACACUAGCCCGCUGGUCGAUUCCACCAGCCCACGUCACCGCAUGAUUCAGUUGGAAGGUGUUGAACGACUUCCGAAAGGACCUGAUGGAACAAAAGGAUUUCACUCAGGUUUCGGACGAGGCAGGCCUCUUGUAGCAGUUGCGUAGGACAUUUUAAUCAGCUACCUAGCUACGAAUAUAAAUUACAAACAUUUGAAGAACAAAUUUAGAGUAUAGUUAUUUAACGUAUACUUGUAGGUUCAAUCUUUAGCAAGAAUGUAGAACUACUCUUAUCAGUGUAGUUGACUGGGAUGUGUUAAUUACAUGACAUGAUGUAUAAACUAAUGUAUUCUGAAGAUAACAUGAGUGUGCUGGAAAAUGCAGGGAAGGUGGAUCGCAAUAUAAUGACAAAACCAAUUCAGUGAAGUGAUAUUGCAGGCUAAAAUUGUUAAUGCAUAAAGAGGCAGCAAAAUUUUUAUCUUUGUAUUGUUAUGGAAGUUGGUUUUGUUUCUAUUUUGAGAACUUCCACUUCUAUUAAAUUUGUCAGUCUUUCUCAAAGGGUGUAUUUUGGGAAAAUGACAAAAUUGUAUAUUUAGGUGUGUUACGUGUAAAUUUACAGUGCAGAAAAUAGUUUCACAUAAUAUGCGUUAUCAUCGUUUCAGCUUGUUUCAAUAAUUCAGAAAAUGGUGUAACAUUGCAAAAAUCUCAAAAAAGUGCUCUCCAGUAUAGCAUCCAUUAGACCUUGGAAUAUUGAAAUACAGUGGUACCAUUUCACUGGAUUUUUGUCUGUAUAUAAGUGGAAUAAAUUAUUGCUCAAUUCCAAAAAUGUUCAGAGAUAACUGUAAAUAGGUAAGGAUGAUCACAUUAUAGAUUUUAUAGACAACUUUUCAAAGCAUGUGUUGAGUUUUCGAUUUUGACGAUUUCAUAGUUUUCUUUUGUAUAUUUUUUUUGGUUGGUGAGCUUGCAAGAACAUAUUAUUUCAAACUAUUGUGUAUAAAAGAGAUAUUGGUAUUCUGAUUGCAAAAAAGACAGACUAAAUUUGUUUCAAAUCUUAUCAGAAAAACGGUAUUCUAUUAGAUCAUUUUCUGGACACGCAGUGGUUCAGCCAUUGAAGUGGACUGCAAGGCUUUAAUGCUAGGAAUAUUCUAAGCUUAAAGUUCGAAGUUCACUUUACCUUGGGUGAGAGGGUGGCUUUCUAAUUGGUUUUCUUCAAAUUGUUUAGGAUGUAAGUUUUUUUUUAUUUUAGUUUAUUUUAGUUUUUCAAGUCUAAUGGUUUGAAACACUGUAACUUGUGUAUUAAAAGAAAAAAAUUGAGAAAUAUCACUUAUUGUGGCUAGUUUUACUACAUGGUAGAACUCUCUUCUUAAAAUGUCAUUUAGUAUAACGGGUAAUCAAGUAGUAAUGAAUGGAAUUAGAAAGUAAUUUUGCACAUUUUGGCAAAAUUCUAACAAAUGUCUGCACCUUUAUGUGGGGGACAAUUAGAAUGUCAAUUAAACACAAGUGAAAUUU